Molecule: messenger RNA, 1341 nt
Organism: Dentiscutata erythropus
Lineage: Eukaryota; Fungi; Glomeromycota; Glomeromycetes; Diversisporales; Gigasporaceae
Source: the annotation of a GenBank genome assembly
AUGCAGUUUGACUUGAAAAAUUUACCCGAGCACCGUGUUGGAUUCUGGCUACCCAAAGAUCGUAGUCACAUUACGAAAUGGGUCAAUAAGCUCAUGGAGAAGGCUCGAAAGAAAGAUAUUAACAACAUUGACCCUCUUUUGCAGGCCUUCAAAAAGGUCGUAACUUGCGAUAGGUACUUGAACGCGCUUUCGAUUUCCAUGUUCAACGAAGUACCGAACGUUUCCCCCUAUAACACUGAUCCCGACGGCCAGGCUGAAUUGAAAUGCUUCGAUGACAUGCUCUUAGCCAUCGAUACGAUCCUGACGACUGCACCUCCCUGGUCGGACGCGGCCGAAAUUAGCGGUCUUAUCGGCUUUCCAAUCAAUGCUAUACUUGACUGGCCAAUGGCAACUGCUUCUGGCUUCGCAUUUUUCUUGGAACCUAAAGUCAACGACUGUCUCAAAGGUAUUCUGACUAAAUGGUGCAAGUACCUUCAGGACGUCCAUCAAGAUUCCAACUUAGUUCUCCAUCCCCCCAGUGGCUGGCUUGGAACCGACGGACUCAACGCCUUGACCGCGAAGGGCAACCAGGACGGACUUUCUCCAGCUGAGACACAUACUUUCACGCAACUUUACGUUUGUCCUAAUCCAGACGACCCGAACACUUUCGGCUUCGAGUCGUGGGACGCUUUCUUUACCCGCGAAUUUCAGGACAAUGUGCGACCCCUUGACACUAAAGCGGAUAUCGUCCACGCUUGCGAAUCUGCCCCGCUUCAGUACCCGGUUAGCAAUGUCCAGCUCACAGAUAAUUUCAUGGGCAAGAAUCAGGCCUAUUCUCUCCAAAACAUGCUUGAUAAUGACCCCUUCGCUGAGCAGUUCGUUGGUGGUACAGUAUACCAAGCCUUCCUCUCAGCUCUCAGCUACCACAAAUGGGUUUGCCCUGUCGAUGGUACCAUCGUCAAAAUCACUCAUGUGCCGGGAACAUACUACUCGGAGAAUAUGUUUCAAGGCUUCUUUGGCGGGAAACCCGACGAGGCCGCUCCGAACAACUCACAGCCUUACAUAGCCUCUUUGGCGACUCGAGCGCUGGUAUUCAUCCAGGCCGAUAACGCUAAUAUCGGCCUUAUGUGCUUCAUCGCGAUCGGGAUGGCCGAAGUUUCCUCUUGCGAAGUGUAUGUCAAAGAGAAACAGUGUGUCAAAAAAGGUGACCCGCUGGGCACGUUCCAUUUUGGUGGCUCAACCCAUUGUUUGGUAUUCGGUCCAAAUGUAAAACUUAAGUGGAUUGGCCUUCCGCCUAAGGGUGACAAACGCUGGCAAAACAUGGACAAUUACCAUGUCAAAAGCGGGCUUGCUAAUGUAUGA